UUAACACAUUUUCUUAAUUUGACUCGUAAAACCUUUCAUCGUCGUGGGAAUGUCGUUUUAUUAUUACUGUUAUGCAAGACCUCCAUUGAAAACCUUAUGCUAUUUACAGACUACAGAUAUGUGUAUCUUAUCUUAGCAUAAUUAUUAUCAUUCAAUUUGAAGAAUAAAACGUUUGGACACUCGGUGAAGUGUUCGGAUCACCUCUUUCAGUAACAGUGCUGUGCUCCUCAUUCUGUGAGACAAGCCUUCCUGGGUGACCUCAAUUUGGUCAGAAGUGCAAAAGUAACCAUGAGAUGAAGAUACGGAAAGUCGCGGAAGAAAAAUCUGCCGACUGUCUCCAAGUGAACCCAGUUGUUUCAUCUAAAUCCCUUGAUCGACACAUAACUAAAUAAUGAAGUGAUAUUUUCAUUUAAAUCUACACAAACAAGCUCAAAACCGUGCCAUUCUCUCCGUUGCUGACAGGCCAUAAUAUUUUAUAUCGGGUCAUUCUGCAAACAUAGCUUUCAGGCUUAUUCAAAGAGUUCGAUAGUAUUUCCGAAUAAAAUAAGAUCUCGUCUUUCACCGGCUACGACACGUAACAUUUCUGAGCACAAAAUGAGUUCUUGGAAGAUGAGCAACGGCCCUCGCCCGGACACUGACCACAGUUGCAGGAACAUCGUUUGGCUCCUGGUAGCUGCACUGAUGUGUCUGCCGCUGCUGGAGGCUGUUCACCCAUUCUCGUACUACGUCAACCACGCGAGAAAAGGAUAUGGUCGCAACAUUCAGCCUCUGCCUUGCGCAACUAAAAAAGGAGACACCGGCGUGUGCAUGUUUGCUUGGGACUGCAUGAAGGCUAACGGAACUCAUCUAGGCACUUGCAUUGAAAGGUUUUACUUCGGUUCAUGUUGCAAAUUGAAACCAGGCGCUCAGAGACCUGUGCACACGCCGAUGAAAACUGACAUCAUUGUUUUGGCGACGACCAGUGAACCGGAGACCACUGACACCGAUGUUACUGUACCUCCACAAUCUGUUACCGGAAGUAAUUUGCUGGGAAUGGUUAGUGGUCAAAUUGACAUCGGUUCAAAUAUUCCCGAGACCAGCUCACUUUCUCCAGUUAUAUCAGAUACAAGUGAUGUCGAGGAAGCAUUAGGUGUUGGUCAAGCAGCCCUUCCAGUAUUUCCUUCAGAAGCCCAAGAAACGGGAACGCACCCCCAGAGCCCUUCGAAAUUAGACAUGGAAGCCAUAGAACAGCAAAUGGUCAAAGAGGAUGAAAUUAAUCACGUAACAACUGCUGAAGAAAAUUAUUUAAAUGGCACAAACGUAUCUACAAACGAUCAAACUUCCGCAACGGUUGCUGACACGCAGAGUUUCACUGAAAAAGAUCCAACUUAUUUGACGUCGGGAGAAGCUCAAAGCACCGUGACCGAAGCUUUUGGUGCUGCUCAAACCCCAGCUGUGACUGAGCAAACUGAAGCGUCAUCUGAUAAUGACCAGGAGAAUGCCAAUGUGAUUGUCGGCAAUCUAGAACAAGAUUCUCUGGUGAAUCAAGAGAAAGACGGUGCUGCAGAUGACAAGGAAAAAGUUUCCACUGCAGGUGAACAGAUAAUUACUAGCCAUGAGGUGUCACAUGGCGCGGAUGAUCAAAAUAAAGUCACCGAAGUCACAAGUCGCCCAAGUCAAGACUCUGAUGGCCAACUAACUUCAGUUGGAGUUACAAAUGUAACUUCUGUUGAAUUUGAGGAUGAAACAUUAGCGACUGAAGCUCCUGUUGAGGCGUCACAAUCAACCCACGAACUAACUAUUCCAGAAAAUGAGGAGUCUUCGUUUACGCCGGCUGAGGAAAGCAGUGAUGGAAACUCAUUGACAUCUGUCGUCCCAGGAACUCAAGUUACCGAGGCUCCCUCCGACAGCGGCUUUCCAUCUUCAAGUGACAAGGAGGAAGUGAGUUCACCAGAAGUUACUGAAUCUAGCAUUACAGGAACUGAUUCUACAUUAUAUUUAGAAAUUAGCACUGAAACGUCAGUUUCAAUUGAUGGCUCUUCUCCAGUCAGUUCUUCCAAGCCCGUUGACGAAAAUGGAUCGAAAUUGCAAACUUCAGAGACAGAACUUAGCAAACCACAAACUUCUGAAGUUGAUGAAAUCGCUCAAUCUACUGACGAGACUGACGUACAAGAUACUACAACCGAAUCACAACAGACGGAAAGUACGUUUGUAACAGAGACAGGUUUCACCCAAAGUGGGUCUGACUCUGGAUCACAAAGCGAUAGUGAUGAUUCAUCCUCUAAGAACCAUACUGUGGGUGCUGGUUCUGCCACUUCAGUUCCAGAAAGUGCCGGGAGCCAAAUUGUGGCAGAAAAUGAAAUUAAUGUCGGUGAAAAUUCUAUUUCCAGCGCCGUUGCUCCAGCCGAUGCCAUUGAAGGUGGAACUACUGGAGACGAUAAAGAAAGUGCAAGCAUCAGUGAUGGAGUCCCAAGUGUUGGUGAUAAGGAAGCUGGUGCUAGUGAAGUAAUUGCCGGAGUCGAUGAUGAAGCUGACAGUGUUGCUGGUGGAUCUGCUGGUAUAGAUACAAAUGUUCCUAGUAGUAGUGUUCCUGAGGACACGGCUAGCGAAACUGAUCAAAUGGUAAUAUCAGUUACGUCUGAGCCAGAAAGUGGAACAGAAACGCCAGAUGACAUUGCUCUAAUCAAUGCGAGUGAAGCAUCACCAAGUGAAAGUUUAACAGGAGAUACAAGUACAGAUUCUUCUUCAUCUAUUGACAAUACUAUUGUUCCUGGAAUACAAAUAGUGCCUGCGUCUAUCGGUCUUACGAAUGAAACUAUUUCAAUUGAUUCUCCUAUAGAAAGUAAUGACGAGGCUUCUGAGAGUAGCGUGACUCAAGAUGAAACUUCUGGAAAUGAUUCAACCACAACUAUACCAGAAGUAGCGACUGUUGUAGACUUUGUGCCUGCGGUACCCAGCAGCGGCGAAACGCCCACGACUGAAUCCAGCCCCGUUGAGGGGGAACCUAGCGACGUACAAUCAACUGGUUCCGAAGUUUCAGAUCCUGAUGAAACUGGAACUGUGGUUGUUGGAAUUGAUGCUCAGCUCCCGAAUAGAACUCAGCAAAAACCCUCGUUCGAAACUCAAGAAGACCAAUUAUUGCAUCGGUUGAACACUUCGUCAUUUAGAGAAAUUUGUGGGCAGCCAGUGUACCCCAGUCGGCGAAUCGUAGGCGGAUCUCAGGCCAGCUUCGGUGAGUGGCCGUGGCAAGUGUCGCUGCGUCAGUGGCGUUCCGUCACGUACUUGCACAAAUGCGGCGCUGCGCUCGUCAACGAAAACUGGGCCAUCACUGCAGCGCACUGUGUCGAGAACGUUCAGCCUGAUCAGCUGCUCCUGCGACUGGGCGAGUUCGACCUGGAGCGCGCGGACGAGCCCUACGGUCACGUCGAGCGCAAAGUCCAAAUCAUAGCCACACAUCCACAAUUCGAUCCCAGGACGUUCGAAUACGACUUGGCUCUACUCAGAUUUAAUGAGCCUGUGAGCUUCCAGCCGAACAUAAUUCCGAUCUGCAUCCCUGACGACGACUACGACUUCAUUGGCGACACUGGCUUCGUGUCAGGCUGGGGACGCCUCUAUGAAGCUGGACCUCUUCACGCAAAGUUGCAAGCCGUGGCAGUUCCUGUGCUAGAAAAUCAGGAGUGUUCGAGAAUGUUCUUACGGUCGUUCGCCAUGGUUUCCGUGCCUGACAUUAUGAUGUGCGCAGGAUAUGAUACAGGCAAAAUGGAUGCGUGUGAGGGCGACUCAGGCGGACCGCUUGUGAUCCAGCACAAGGACUCCUGGAAGCUAGCGGGCGUUAUCUCCUGGGGCAUCGGCUGUGCGCUACCCAACCAACCCGGCGUCUAUACCAGAAUAUCUGCAUUCAGAGAAUGGAUCAAUAAAAUUAUUGUAUUUUAGCACCAAGUUGUUGAUAUUAGCAACAUGUUAGAAGAAGUGAUAAAGUUUGGUAAAAAAUAAUAACUCAGGCAAUUCCUACCGGCUAUGGCAUGGCGUUAACCUUCACUUGUUUUACUAGCCGGUCAAUCCUUGCCUGUCAGAAAUUUUGUUUUAACUUUUCGUUUAUUUAUUUAUAUUAUAAUAUAACCCUAAUCAAUGGAGCUAUUGAGAUACUGUCCCCUCGGUAAUAACUGCUGGAUAACAACUUAUAUUAGACCUAAAAAUCAUCUAAGAGUCUUCCUCCUUUUUCAUCCUCUAUUGCCAAUCUUAUUAUCCAUUUUUUAUUUAUUGUUACUGAUUUUAGAUGGAUCAACUUUGUUAUGUGCUAUUUAUUUAAUUUAUGUGUUGAAUCAGGAAGAUAGAUUGUAAGCUGGCUUGCACUCAUUUGAAGCCAGAAAAAAUUUACAAGAAAAUGUAAAUAUGCAGUAGAAUUCAUAGCGUUCUAGAUAGUUACCGCAUUUUUAAUUAAUGAUGAUUCCAUUACAUGGUGUCUCGACUAUUUAUUUUAUUUAUUUCGUGCUGUUAUAGAUAACUUGAAUCUCGCAUUUCCAACUUCACUACAGGAAGUUACUCCCAUAUAAAAUUCCAUUGAAAACUCUUCAUUGGAAUUUCGAUUUUUUGUCUAUUCAUGUAAAUCGAACGAAUUUUAUUGGUUCCUCAUAAAGCACGAAUGCCUAACAAAAGUUAGAACUCGCAUUUCAAUUCCAUUAUAUUUCAUCGUUAUCAUUGCAAUGCAUUUUGUGCUACAAUUUAGGGUGUUACCAUUGAGACUUGAGUUCACAACUUAUGAUUUUAUUUUCUUUGUUGCAUAAUUAUUUCUUCAGCAGAUAACUUUAGAUUGAAUGUGGCAUGCCUCUAUUUAUUUCAGGGCUAUAGUAUUAUGAACAACUUCUGUUCAACGUUGAUUAUGAAAUGGCAUUGGAUACUAACUCCUUCGUCAAGUCUGUUGAUUGUUUUAUUUGAGUGUGAACACUUGGGCACUAAGAGGUAACUCUGCAUUUGUUUUUAGUCUUUGUUAUUUAAUACUUAUUGCCUCAUCUAAAUUCAUUUCUACUUCCUGCCAUUGAGAGAGAGUUCUUUCACAAAUGAAGCGUUUAAACCAUAUUUUGUUUUAUUCAUGACAACCCAAAAUCAAACUCGUAAUCAAACAUGGCAGGUAAAUUUCACGGAUAAUUACACUCUCUGAGGGAUUCGGUAAUGAAAAAGAUGUAAAUCUCACCACAUUUUUUGUUCCAUAAUAUUAUUGAGUUCAUGAGAUUUUAUAUUAUUGAUAGUUUUUGUUCGAAUUGGUUGGCCAUUCCACUUGUAUUUUGUUAUACCCGAUUUUUAGAUAUCUUUGCUUAAAUUUACCGCGUGCUGAAGGUACUAAUUAGUAAUUACUAGCUUGAUUAUGGAGAAGAGGAUGGCAUGUUGUUAUCUUUCUCAGAUGGACCUUUAUGAUUUUAAGUCUUCCUUUUCAUACAUCUGUUGAUGAUGCGUUUGUUGUACAGCUUUUUAAAAUGUUAAAUAUUUUUUACCUAUAA
Hyalella azteca is the source of this 5474-nucleotide messenger RNA. Its product is annotated as serine protease filzig. The coding region runs from base 595 to 3912 and encodes 1105 amino acids. The transcript is spliced from 9 exons. The record is from RefSeq and is a predicted model, not a curated record. NCBI's taxonomy places the organism in Eukaryota, Metazoa, Arthropoda, Malacostraca, Amphipoda, Hyalellidae. Gene Ontology annotation, molecular function: serine-type endopeptidase activity. Gene Ontology annotation, biological process: proteolysis.